This is a messenger RNA of Engraulis encrasicolus (European anchovy), 4696 nucleotides long. It is a transcript of the gene hdlbpb, whose product is annotated as high density lipoprotein binding protein b. Gene Ontology annotation, cellular component: cytoplasm; nucleus. The transcript has 28 exons. Lineage: Eukaryota; Metazoa; Chordata; Actinopteri; Clupeiformes; Engraulidae. Bases 170 to 3985 code for a protein of 1271 amino acids. Gene Ontology annotation, molecular function: mRNA binding. The record is from RefSeq and is a predicted model, not a curated record.
UGCGCAUGUUUACACCAUCAGCUGUCAAAUCCGUGUGCAGUUCAUUUUCGUCUGAAAAGGACCAACCACACUGACUUAACUCUGAAGCGCUUACAGUAGCACGCUACAGGACGGACUUUCUGGCAUCUGACCUUUUGCAGUGGAAUAGCGGAAUACCUCUUGAAGCAUCAUGAGUUCUGUGGCUGUGCUGACCCCGGAGAGCUUUGCGGAGCACCGCAGCGGGCUGAAGGACCAGGAGAUCUCCGGUGGGGUGCCUGAGGAUGAGGCGUACAUCCCCACCUACCUGGAGGCCUUCCCCCCGCUGCCUGAGAAGGGGGCCCCGGGGGAUCGCUCCGGGGAGCCGGCUGGGGCCUGGAACCGCAUACGACCCAUCAAGGCAUCUGUCAUCACCCAGGUGUUUCACGUGCCCCUGGAGGAGCGGCGCUACAAGGACAACAGCCAGUUUGGGGAGGGCGAGGAGGCCAAGGUGUGCCUGGACAUCAUGCAGAAGACCGGGGCGCACAUCGAGCUCUCGCUGGCCAAGGACCAGGGCCUCUCCAUCAUGGUCACCGGCAAGCUGGACUCGGUCAUGAAGGCCCGCAAGGAGAUCGUGGCUCGCCUGCAGACCCAGGCGUCGGCCACGGUGGCCAUCCCCAAGGAGCACCACCGCUUCGUGAUUGGCAAGAGCGGCGAGAAGUUGCAGGAGCUGGAGCUGAAGACGGCCACCAAGAUCGCUAUCCCGCGCCCCGACGACCCCAGCACCAACAUCCGCAUCACCGGCACCAAGGAGGGCAUCGAGAAGGCCCGUCACGAGAUCCUCCUCAUCUCCGCAGAACAGGACAAGCGUGCGGUGGAGCGCCUCUCCCUGGAGAAGGCCUUCCAUCCGUUCAUCGCGGGCGCCCACAACCGGCUGGUGGCCGAGCUGAGCCAGGAGACCGGGGCGCGCAUCAGCAUCCCGCCACCCAGCCUGCCCAAGGACGAGAUCGUCAUCACGGGGGAGAAGGAGGCCGUGGCCCUGGCCGUCGCACGCAUACGAGCCAUCUACGACGACAAGAAGCGCAAGACGACCACCAUCUCGGUGGAGGUGAAGAAGUCUCAGCAUAAGUACAUCAUCGGGCCCAAGGGCAACACCCUGCAGGAGAUCAUGGAGAGCACGGGGGUCUCCGUGGAGAUGCCCCCCCUGGACUCGGGAUCGGAGACCAUCAUCCUCAGAGGAGAGCCCGACAAGCUGGGGCCCGCCCUCACACAGGUCUACGCCAAGGCCAAGAGUGUGACGGUGGUGGAGGUGAGCGCCCCCGCCUGGCUACAUCGCUUCAUCAUCGGGAAGAAGGGACAGAACAUCGGACGCAUCACACAGCAACUACCCAAGGUCCACAUUGAGUUCACAGACGGUGAGGAGAAGAUCAGCCUGGAGGGGCCUACAGAGGAGGUGGAGCUGGCCCAGACCCAGAUCCAGGAGAUCGUCAAAGACCUGCUGUCCCGGAUGGACUUCACUGAAGUGAACAUCGACCAGCGCUUCCACAGACACCUCAUUGGCAAGAACGGAGCAAACAUAAACCGUAUUAAGGAGCAGUAUAAGGUGUCGGUGCGUAUCCCGCAGGACUCGGAUCGGAGUGGGCUGGUGCGCAUCGAGGGGGAUCCUCAGGGGGUGCAGCUGGCCCGCAGGGAACUCCUGGAGAUGGCCCAGCGCAUGGAAAACGAGCGAACCAAAGAUUUGAUCGUGGAACAGAAAUUCCAUCGGACUAUCAUCGGCCAAAAAGGGGAAAAAAUCAAAGAAGUGCGGGACAAGUUUCCAGAGGUCAUCAUCAAUUUCCCCGACCCGUCCCAAAAGAGCGACAUCGUGCAGCUCCGGGGUCCCAAGAACGAGGUGGAGAAGUGCGGCAAGUUCCUGCAGAAGAUGAUCGCUGACCUGAUCGAAAACAGCUUCUCCAUCUCAGUGCCCAUCUUCAAGCAGUUCCACAAGAACAUCAUAGGCAAAGGAGGCGCCAACAUCAAGAAGAUCCGCGAAGAGACCAACACGAAGAUCGACCUGCCGACGGAGAACAGCGACUCAGAGAUGAUCGUCAUCACAGGGAAGAAGGCCAACUGUGAGGCGGCACGAGAACGCAUCCUCACCAUCCAGAGAGACCUGGCCAACAUCAAGGAGACGGAGGUGACCAUCCCGGCCAAGCUGCACAACUCCCUGAUCGGCUCCAAGGGCUGCCUGGUGCGGGCGGUGAUGGAGGAGUGCGGCGGCGUGCACAUCCACUUCCCCUCCGAGGGCUCGGGAUCCGACCGCGUCACCAUCCGCGGCCCUGCGGGGGAGGUGGAGAAGGCACGCAAGCAGCUGCUGCAGCUCGCUGAGGAGAAGCAAGUGGCCAACUUCACGGUGGAGCUGGCGGCCAAGCCCGAGUACCACAAGUUCCUGAUCGGCCGCGGCGGCGCCAACAUCCGGCGGGUGCGCGACCGCACGGGCGCCCGCAUCAUCUUCCCCUCCCCCGACGAGCCCGAGCAGGAGCUCAUCACCAUCGUGGGCCGCGAGGAGGCCGUGCGGCUCGCCCAACGCGAGCUGGAGAUACUCGUCAAGAACCUGGACGACGUGGUGGAGGAUGGCAUGGUGGUGGAGGUGCGUCACCAUCGCCACUUCGUGUGUCGCCGGGGGCAGGUGCUGCGGGAGCUGGCGGAGGAGUACGGGGGCGUGGCCAUCAGCUUCCCCCGCACCGGCACGCACAGCGACCGCAUCACGCUCAAGGGGGCCAAGGACUGUGUGGAGGCCGCCAAGAGGCGCAUCCAGGAGAUCAUAGAGGACCUGGAGGCGCAGGUGACAGUGGAGGUGACCAUCGCCCAGAGGCACCACCGGGCCGUCAUGGGCCCCAAAGGAUGCCGCAUCCAGCAGAUCACGCGAGACUUCGAGGUCCAGAUCAAGUUCCCUGAGAGAGAGGAGACGACAGUGUCGUCAUCAGCAGGUCAGGAGGCUGUCCAUCCGCAGGAGAACGGUGACGCCAGCCCCGAGGCCGAGCAGGCCCCCCGCAAGUGUGACAUCAUCGCCAUUUCGGGCCGGGAGAAGAAGUGCGAGCUGGCUCGACAGGCCCUGCUGGCUCUGGUGCCUGUGACGAUAGAUGUAGAGGUGCCUUAUGAUCUCCAUCGGUACAUCAUCGGCCAGAAGGGCAAUGGGAUCAGGAAGAUGAUGGAGGAGUACGAGGUGAACAUCUCUGUGCCUCAGCCUGAUCAGCAGUCUGACGUGAUCAAGAUAACAGGUCAGGUGACCAACGUGGAGCAGGCCAAGCUGGGGCUGCUGGAGAGAGUCAAGGAGCUGCAGGCAGAGCAGGAGGACCGGGCCCUAAGAAGCUAUAAAAUCACGCUCUCCGUACCGCCAAAGUUCCAUCCCAAAAUCAUCGGUCGCAAAGGAGCCGUCAUCUCCCAAAUCCGCAAAGACCAUGACGUCAACGUGCAGUUCCCCGACAAGGGAGACGAACAGCAGGACGUGAUUGUGAUCUGUGGUUACGAGCGUAAUGCUGAGGAGGCGCGGGUGGCCAUCGAGCAGCUGGUGGCGGAGCUGGAGGAGAUGGUCAGCAAUGACGUCACGCUAGACCACCGCGUACACGCACGCAUCAUAGGGGCCCGCGGCAAGGCCAUACGCAAACUCAUGGACGAGUUCAAGGUGGACAUCCGGUUUCCUCAGCCCGGCUCCGAUGAGCCCGACCGAGUGACUGUGACUGGCUUGCCCGAAAACGUGGACAACGCCAUCGAUCACCUCCUCAACCUGGAGGAGGAAUAUAUGCUGACGGUAACUGAGUCAGAGACCAUGGCUGCUUACAUGAAGCCCCCAUCCCGGUCGACGGGUGGGGGGAUGGGGGGCGGAGAUGACGACAGCAAGGGGGCUGCUAAAGGCUUUGUGGUGCGAGACGCUCCCUGGAACGCACCGGGCAGCAAGGCUCCGGACAUGAGCAGUGCUGAGGACUUCCCCACCUUCGGCAGCGGAGUGGCCCCCAAACAGACCUCCGCCUGGGGCCCCAAGAAGUUCUGAAACAGAGGCAUAGCUGAAACACAAGCGCAAAAUGGGAGAGACUACCAGGGAGAAGAAAUGGACUCUUAUUCCUCUAAUGCCAUUGUGCCCCAUCCCUGUUUCUUUCUUUCUUUCUUUCUUUCUUACCUUUGAUCAUCCGUCCUUUUCAGCAUUCCCUUGAGUACGGAGGACGUCCCUCAAAACAGUGGCCUCAGCCCAGUCCAUAAGCUCUCCUUCUCUCCCUUUCUUUCGCUCUCUCUAUCUCUCUAUAUUUGUCUUUCUCUGUUCGUCCUCUGCAGGCGUUUUCAGUCGCUUGUUCCGCAGUCUUGGGGGUGGGGUGGGGGGGAUUUCUGAUGCUGCUACUGCUGCACACAAACACACUGGACCAUAAGAAACCUCCCAACAUCAUCCUGUCCCCGUGUUCCUGUACUGUACUCUCUUUUACUUCGAAAUCCUUGGAUACAGGCUCCAAUUCAAUCACUCUUAAUGAAGGAAAAAAGUUUAAAUGUGUAUGGGGCAGGGAGGUCUUUUUAAAAUGGCGUUUUUAAUGUAAACAGAUCCUCAGAGAGGAUGGAUUUUAAAUUCCUUUUUUUAUUUACAGACCAAAAUGAUAGGAAAUGUAAUGUGUGUUUGAUCUUUGUUUUGUUUUUAUUUUGUUUCAUUAUUUCCCCAAAAAAAGAAACUCUUCAAAAAGCAUUUUUGAAAAAAGAAGCUCUUCAAAAAGCAUUUUUG